Messenger RNA from Cynara cardunculus var. scolymus (artichoke), 2687 nucleotides. Its product is annotated as pentatricopeptide repeat-containing protein At5g03800. The coding region runs from base 1 to 2607 and encodes 868 amino acids. Gene Ontology annotation, molecular function: zinc ion binding; protein binding; RNA binding. Gene Ontology annotation, biological process: RNA modification. The record is from RefSeq and is a predicted model, not a curated record. The transcript has a single exon. Lineage: Eukaryota; Viridiplantae; Streptophyta; Magnoliopsida; Asterales; Asteraceae.
AUGGCUGCCGUUAACCUCCCCUCCAUCACAACCCUAAUCUCUCACUCGUCCUCUCUCCUUUACCCUCCAAAACCACCCAAUUCAACCCCUUCGGUUUCUUUCCACAAAACUCCUCUUCCUAUCUUCUCUAACCACACCAAAACCCCACAACUUCAUCCUUCUAAAAACACCAAAGACUACUGUAACUUGCUUCAUCUAUCAGUUGAGCAUGGCUACAUCGAACUUGCCAUGGCUGUUCAUGCUUCAAUUCUUAAGAUUCAAGCGAACUCCCCAUAUUUGUCUAAUGCACUCAUCGUGGCUUAUUUCAAAUUGGGUCUUACGAGUCAUGCUUACAAGGUGUUUAAUUGUCUUGAAAAUCCCGACGUGGUUACCUUCACGGCUAUGAUUUCUUGGUUUGCUAGGUCAAACCGAGAGAUUGAAGCCAUAAAGUUGUUCUUUGAAAUGAGGAGGUUAGGUAUCGAGCCUAAUGAGUAUAGUUUCGUUGCUAUACUGACCGCUUGUGCGUGGGUGUUGAAUCUUGAAUUGGGUUCUCAAGUUCAUUGUUUAGCCAUCAAAAUGGGGUUUUUAGGAGAAACUUAUGUUUCAAAUGCUCUGAUGGGGUUCUAUAGUAAAUGUGGUUAUUUAGAUUGUGUGCUUGAGGUGUUUGAUGAAAUGUUCCAGAGAGACAUCUCUUCAUGGAAUACAGUGAUAACGGCUCUGGUCAAGAGUUCCAUGUAUGAAAAGGCAUUGCAAUUGUUUCGUGGUUUCUUACAAACAGAUGAACAUAGAAUCGACCAUUUUACUCUUUCAACCCUUCUAACUGCUUGCACUGAAUAUGCUGCCUUCAUGGAGGGCCGUGAACUUCACGGUCAUGCACUAAAAUUAGGGUUAGAAAACAACUUGAGUGUUGGUAAUGCACUAAUUGGGUUCUACACCAAAUUCAGGAGCUUAAAAUAUGUGGUUGGUCUGUUUGAUAGAAUGGCUGUUAAAGAUGUAAUAACCUGGACUCAGAUGAUAUCUGUUUACAUGGAAUCCGGACUUCUUGAAAUGGCAGAGAAGGUGUUCGAUAAAAUGCCUGAGAAGAAUUGUGUCUCUUAUAAUGCCCUCUUAGCAGGGUUUUGCCAAAAUGGUGUUGGGUCAAGAGCUUUGGGUAUGUUUUGCAGAAUGUUGGAACAAGGGGUUGAGUUGGAUGAUUUCUCAUUAACUAGUAUCAUAAAUGCUUGUGGAUUGCUCAGAGAUAAGAAGACCAGCGAACAGAUUCAUGGGUUCAUUCUGAAAUUUGGGUUUGGCUCCAAUGAUCGUAUCGAAUCUGCAUUGCUUGAUAUGUGCACAAAAUGUGGAAGAAUGGCCGAUGCAGAAAAGAUGUUUCACAGCCAGUCAAUAAGCCAUGAUAAUUCGAUUAUAUGGACAUCAAUGAUUUGUGGGUAUGGUAGAAUUGGACAGCCAUAUGAAGCACUUUCUUUGUUCUUCAAAAGUCAAUCUGAAAACACCAUAACCAUUGAUGAAAUUGUAUCAACAACAGUCCUUGGUAUUUGUUCGACCGUUGGGUUCGACAGAGUUGGAGAACAAAUCCACUGUACUGCUUUGAAAUCAGGUUUGAUCGAUGAUAUAGGAGUGGGAAAUGCAUUAAUUGGAAUGUAUAGCAAGUGUGGCAACAUGAUGGCCUCAAUCAAGAUUUUUAAUCUCAUGAAGAAACAUGAUAUAGUUUCUUGGAACAGUUUGAUGGCUGGCUAUGUUUUUCACCGGCAAGGGGACAAGGCCUUGGAUCUAUGGGCCGCAAUGAAAGAGGCAAAAAUACAGCCAGAUUCAAUCACCACCCUCUUGAUAAUCUCAGCUUACACACACACCACCUUGAAUAUGGUCAAUGAAUGCCAUAGAUUCUUUCACUCCAUGAAAACCACUUACAACAUAGAACCGAUUUCAGAUCAUUAUGCCUCAUUGGUUGGUGUCUUUGGGCGGUGGGGUUUACUCGAACAGGCUGAGGAAAUUAUCAACAAAAUGCCGUUUGAGCCAGACCCUUUUGUAUGGAGAGCUUUGCUUGAUAGUUGCAAAACACAUAUGAAUACAAUCAUCGGCGAAAGGGCAGCAAAGGAAAUUAUUGCCAAGAAGCCAAACGAUCCAUCUACGUAUAUACUUAUAUCUAACUUAUAUUCCGCAUCUGGUAGAUGGCAGUGCUCUGAAACCAUGAGGGAAGAGAUGAGAGAAAAGGGUUUCCAGAAAAGGCCUGGAAAAAGUUGGAUCAUCCACGAAAACAAGGUUCAUUCAUUCUAUGCAAGAGACAAAUCACACCCCCGAUCCAAAGAUAUUUACAGCGGGCAAGAUAUAUUAGUUUUGGAAUGUUUGAAAGCUGGAUACAUGCCGGAUACUAGUUUUGUGCUUCAUGAGGUGGAGGAGCAUCAUAAAAGGGAUUUCUUGUACUACCAUAGCGCGAAGCUAGCAGUUACAUAUGGUCUUUUAACGAGUAGGCGUGGGACCCCGGUUCGUGUUAUGAAGAAUAUCCUUCUUUGUGGGGAUUGUCAUACAUUCUUCAAGUAUGUCUCUAUUGUUACCAAAAGGGAGAUUCAUAUCAGGGAUGCUUCAGGCUUCCAUUGUUUUGUGAAUGGUGAGUGUACAUGCAAAGGUAAGUGAGCUAAAUGAUGACAUACAUGUGUUUUGUUGUGCAAUAUUCACAAAUGAAUAUAUCAUAUUUUUAUUAGUUUACAUUGAAA